Molecule: messenger RNA, 1202 nt
Organism: Staurois parvus
Lineage: Eukaryota; Metazoa; Chordata; Amphibia; Anura; Ranidae
Source: the annotation of a GenBank genome assembly
GCUGAUGAUCCUGAUCCAGCAAAGUGGAAGGCCCAGCUGCGCUGUGCACUUAACAAAAGUCGAGAAUUUAAACUGAUGUAUGAUGGAACCAAAGAAGUUCCAAUGAACCCUAUUAAAAUCUAUGAGGUCUGUGACAUUCCUCAAUCCCAAGGCCCCAUCAUAAACCCAGGUUCUACUGGUUCUUCACGAUGGGAUGAUGAUGAGUAUGAAGAGGAUGAUAUAAGUCAGUCACAGAUUCAUGUCCCAAUCCAGGAGCCCUUUAAUGGCCUAACAAUCAAUGAUUCUCCCAUGGCCCCAGCAAGCCUAGGUAGCUGUACUCCUGAACCAGACUGGCCAAAGUCAGAACCGCAAGACAUGGAGGUUCCCCAGACCCCAUCAGGGGUGGACCUUUUCGGCUCUCCUGAAUUGUGGAUUAGCUCCCUACCUAUGACAGAUCUUGAGAUCCAGUUCCUCUACAGAGGCAAAGAAAUGGGACAGACAAUGAAUGUCAGUAACCCUCAAGGCUGCCGGCUUUUCUAUGGUGACCUAGGUCCAAUGCCCAACCAAGAAGAACUUUUUGGUCCUAUAAGUCUGGAGCAAGUGAGAUUUCCAGGUCCAGAUCAGAUUGUAAAUGAGAGGCAGAAGUUGUACACUAGCCGCCUGCUAGAUGUUAUGGACAGAGGACUUAUCUUGGAAGUAAGUGGGCAUGCCAUCUAUGCUGUUCGACUUUGCCAGUGCAAGGUUUACUGGACAGGACCGUGUUCCCCUUCACCAAAUAUUCCGAAUCUGAUUGAGCGCCAGAAGAAAGUUAAACUUUUCUGUUUGGAGAGCUUCUUAAGUGAACUAAUUUCUCAUCAAAAAGGAAGUGGAGCUAAGCAGCCUCCAUAUGAAAAAUAUACCUGUGUUUUGGAGAAGAGUGGCCUGAUGGUAAACCAAAGGAGAGGAAGCUGAUUAUUGUGCAGAUCAUUCCUGUGGUUGCUCGAAUGAUUCUUGAGAUGUUCUCUGGAGAUGUCACUCGAUCCUUUGAAAGUGGAAGUGUUCGCUUACAAAUUUCUAUUCCUGAUAUUAAGGAUAACAUUGUUGCCCACCUCAAACAGCUUUACCGCCUCCUACAGAAUCAUCAGGGUCCAGAACCCUGGCCAAUGAUAGCACAUCAGAAUCUGCACCCUGCAAAUCUGCAGCCACCAAACCUACAUAUCGCUCAGGCACUGCAAGCUCAGUGA